UGGUAUAAAAGCAGUAGCAUUGCCCCCAAUGAAGUUCGUCCUCCUCCUCCCUGCCUUUGUGGCGCUCUUCACAAGCGCAAUGCUUACGGAGACGAGCAGGUCGUUCCAGCUCCUGUUGCUCCAGCACCUGGACCUCCCGCUCCCAUUGAGCAGCCUCCAGUACCUGUCGAACAACCAGCUCCACCAGCACCUGCCCAACCUUCAGGCUACAGAGCUAAGCGCAACGCUUAUGGAGACGAACAAGUAGCUCCUGCUCCUGUUGCUCCCGCUCCUGUUGAACAGGGACCAGUCCCCGUCGAGCAGCCAGCUCCAGCUCCAGACUGUGCUCCAGCUCAGCCCGCUGCUCCAGCUCAACCAUCGGGCUACAGAGCUAAGCGUAAUGCCUAUGGAGACGAACAAGUCGUUCCCGCCCCAGUGCCAGCUCCAGCUGCUCCUGCCCCUGUUGAACAAGCACCAGUCCCCGUAGAGCAGCCAGCCCCAGCUCCAGACUGUGCUCCAGCUCAGCCCGCUGCACCAGCUCAACCAUCGGGCUACAGAGCCAAGCGUAACGCUUAUGGAGACGAACAAGUCGUUCCCGCCCCAGUGCCUGCUCCAGCUGCUCCUGCCCCUGUUGAGCAAGGACCAGUUCCCGUCGAACAGCCAGCCCCAGCUCCAGACUGUGCUCCAGUCCAACCUGCAGCACCAGCCCAACCUUCAGGUUACAGAGCCAAGCGUAACGCCUACGGAGACGAGCAGGUAGCUCCAGCUCCAGGCCCAGCUCCAGUUGCUCCCGCCCCUGUUGAACAAGGACCAGUUCCCGUCGAGCAGCCAGCCCCAGCUCCACACUGCGACCCAGUCCCGCAGGUCGCUCCCGCUCAACCCUCAGGAUAUUGA
Molecule: messenger RNA, 873 nt
Organism: Haemonchus placei
Lineage: Eukaryota; Metazoa; Nematoda; Chromadorea; Rhabditida; Trichostrongylidae
Source: the annotation of a GenBank genome assembly